AACUUGGAGGUUUGAUGCAUCGGGUCCGGUGAAAAAUGUUGUUCAGUGAGUAAAUUCUAAUUAGCUUGAAACCGCCAUUAUCGUGUGAUUUCACGGAUACAUGCAAUUGUUCUAAAGUGAAACGCACUAGCAGUAAAAAAAAGAUUAUAGGUGAAAAAUUGCAAGAAAACUUUUAAAUGGGAGGUGAAUGCUCCAAUGUGCAUGUGAAUUAUUGAAAGUGGUACCUCAAAAUCAGGACACGAUAUACGAAGCGCGCAUUCACUCCUUUUCAUCCUAGUGUGAGACCGGCCUAUGUUUGCAAAGAGAGUGAGAAAGAGAGGAGCGUCGAAAAGACUAGCCCACCGGAGAAAAUCAAUUUCCCAUUAAUUAUUCUAGAGGAACUUAACAGUGUGACGUUAAGGAAUAGUCAUAUUAUAGAUUCUUUUAUGCUAAAAUAAUUUACCCAUACCAUCAGUAUUUUGGUACCUCGUGGACAUAGCUGCUCAUUAGAGGAAAAUAUGGUUAGAGCAGUGGGGAUUAGUUGGGUCCUAUUCGUCAUUCAUUAAUAUAAUUCGUUUCUUGCCCUCAUUCCCUUAAUUCUGAUUUAGUGAUUCUAAUAAGUGGUUACGCACAAGAAAAGAUCCUAAAUUUAUUUUCGUUUUUCUUUUUCGUUUUUGGGAAUUGUGUAACAUUAGUGAACAUAUUGGAUAUUACAUUAAACGAAAUUUAGGAUAACACACUUUUAUUUUUUCCCCACAAAAAAAAGAAAAUAAAAAUAAAACAAAUUUUAGUGAUAACCGGGAAAGUGUGUAAAGAAGGAUAAAAGUAAAAUUAUCUUAACGCUUUAAUGUGAUUCUUUGCGCGGGAGAAUAAUACAGAAAGUACAAGGAACUGCAAUUUUCAGAUAAGCAAAAUAUUUGGCAUUCUGGAAAAAUAAGCAAAUAAACCCAAGUAUGAGUUUUAUACAUGUUGUGCUACUGAAAGUGAUAAGAGUUGUACAAUGACUCGCUGUUCCAAGAUAUAAUCUCAUGGAUUAAAGAUGGCUAUACACACAUUCUACACAAAAUUGAAAUACAAAGGAAUUUGCUAUUGAUGGAUAAAUUACACAAAUAAGAGAUUCUUCGCCACUGGAGGAGAUGUAGUAAUCUCUCUAAAUGACACCACAAAAGUGUGUACAGCUAAGACUGAGAGAUGUCUUCAAUCUAUCUGAAUAUUUCAGAUAAUUUCACCAUAGAGUUAAUAUCUCUAGGAAAGUGUUAUAACUGUAGGAACAUUAAGAACUUAUUGGUGUUUUUAAAAGUAAUAUGUAAAUUAUUUAUUUUCUUAUAAUUACAACUAAAACUAAAAACGUGAACAAAGUUAAUAUUGUGUACCUUGUAGUUAUAUUUUAUCAUUUUGUAUAAAUCAUAACUUGAGUGCUUUGUGCGGUGAUUUAAUCGCCAGCAAAAAAAAAAAUAUUACAAGAUAUAGUUAAGGAAUGGCGUCAUACAGAAAUUGUAUUCUUUUAAUCCUAUGGAUGACUUCUCUUUUGAUCACACAUUCUUCAGUCAUGGGCGCUCAACGAGAGUCUUCGAAAGUCAAGGAAAAUUCAUCAUCAAGUGGUGGUGCAAAAAACAAUAUCGAUGUAGACGAACAGAAAUCAGGACCUUAUGUCGACAAGGCGGCAUCCAAAAAUGUUACAGCACUUUUAGGGAAAACAGCUUAUUUAAAUUGCAGGGUCAAAAAUUUAGGCAAUAAGACGAUGAUUCUACAAGUAUCAUGGAUUCGACAUCGUGACAUACACUUAUUGACAGUUGGGAGAUACACGUAUACGUCUGAUCAGAGGUUCAAGGCUAUUCAUCAUGCUCACUCUGAGGACUGGAUGCUGCAGAUCAAGUAUCCCCAGCACAGGGACUCUGGCAUUUAUGAGUGCCAAGUGUCGACAACACCACAUAUAAGUCAUUACAUUCAUCUAAACGUUAUUGAACCAUCAACAGAAAUAAUUGGGGCACCGGAUUUGUACAUUGAAAGCGGUUCCACAAUAAACAUUUCAUGCCUUGUGCUGAAUUCACCUGAAACACCUGCAUACAUAUUCUGGAAUCACAAUAAUGCGAUAAUUAGUUACGAUUCACCAAGAGGAGGCGUUUCUGUAAUAACAGAAAAAGGCGAGACUACAACAUCAUUUCUGUUAAUCAAAAAUGCUCGGCCAUCGGAUUCCGGUCAAUAUCAGUGCAAUCCGUCCAAUGCCAAAAGCAAGAGUGUUACUGUUCACGUUUUAAAUGGUGUUUCCCAUUCUGUUUCCAGGGGAAUUCCCAGCAGCAAUUCAGCGCGGGGGUCUAGCUCAUCAUCUGAUGUCUCCAUGUCACUAUCUCAUAAUUUACACAUCUGUAGUCUUGUUUUCUUUACUCUUCUGCCGCUUACCUUAUCGAGACGGAAUAGGACAGACGUAGUUCUGCUCCCUCUUACCUCAUGUGAAUACAUACUAACUUCCUUUCUUAUUAUUCUAAUGCACUUCUAUUCCCUUUUGCGGAAUCUGGUGCUGAAAGCAUUACUUCAUAGGGGCUGUACAGCCCAUAUUAAGACUCACACUCCAUUGAGCAAACGAUGGAGAAAUCAGAUACAUUUGAAUAAGGAAAAUCUCUUCAGUAGUGUUGUAUAUCUUCCUUUUCUGUGGCGUCAAGAAUCUGCAGUGAGAUGAAACCUAUGUAGUAUGCCCGAAAGACACUUCUCCCUCAAAGUAUCUCAAGUGUAGCAUCUCAACAAAAAUACAUUUUCUAGGUCAAUCUCAUAGGUAAUACAAGGAAAUUAAAGAAAUAAAUAAAAAUGAAAUGAAUGAUGAAGGAAAAACUUUAAAUACAACAUUCUACAUUAAAUACUGUUAUUGUAUAUUAUACCUGAGAAUAAAAUUCAGAUAAACUUUUUUUUUGUUUUUAUUGCCUUGUAAGUUCUACAAGGUUAAUAAAAAAAGAUGAGAGAAAAUCUAGACAUGAUAAUUUAUAUAAAUUACCAUAAAGAGUAUUGUGACUAUAUUAUGAAAAAAAGAUUAAAAAAAUGUUACUGUGUAUAAAAAAAA
Phlebotomus papatasi is the source of this 3031-nucleotide messenger RNA. RefSeq names its product zwei Ig domain protein zig-8-like. Gene Ontology annotation, biological process: synapse organization. The transcript has 8 exons. The coding region runs from base 1457 to 2656 and encodes 399 amino acids. Lineage: Eukaryota; Metazoa; Arthropoda; Insecta; Diptera; Psychodidae. Gene Ontology annotation, cellular component: neuron projection membrane. The record is from RefSeq and is a predicted model, not a curated record.